Syngnathoides biaculeatus (alligator pipefish) is the source of this 7037-nucleotide messenger RNA. RefSeq names its product marker of proliferation Ki-67 (gene mki67). The record is from RefSeq and is a predicted model, not a curated record. The transcript is spliced from 15 exons. Bases 331 to 6864 code for a protein of 2177 amino acids. NCBI's taxonomy places the organism in Eukaryota, Metazoa, Chordata, Actinopteri, Syngnathiformes, Syngnathidae. Gene Ontology annotation, molecular function: protein binding. Gene Ontology annotation, biological process: regulation of mitotic nuclear division; regulation of chromosome segregation. Gene Ontology annotation, cellular component: chromosome; nucleus.
GGAGAGAAUUUUACUUGGACUACCUAAAAGUGUUUUAAAUCAGUAGUUAAAUGCAAUAGUUUUUAAAAUCACCGUGAAAUUUACUUUAACGUGCCGUAUUGGUGGGAAUGGUUGUUUUGUACGGUCGGGCGGAAGGAUACACCAUCCGUGCGUUUGAAGAGGAACACCGGCCGCUUUAGGUUAGCUAGGCGUAGCCGAAGUCACUCGGGUUUAGUUUGCGUUUUAAAUUAUAUAAACAUUUUUAGUGAACAUUUACCAAAGCCGUAGGCCGCGUGUAUGGAUUUCUUGAGGUCGACGUGUCGUUGAAAGAAUCCAGGUAACGUUGCCAGAAUGCCACUACAUGGAAAAAUAGUUGUGGUUAAGCGGAGCGGAGGAGACGGAACCGAAUUUCCUCUCACUGCCUCGUGCUUGUUUGGAAGGAAGCCUGACUGUGACAUUCGUAUUCAGCUUCCCCAAGUUUCAAAGGAGCACUGCAGAAUUGACUUGAAUGAAAAUAAAGAGGUUAUACUAACAAAUUUGAGCUCAGUAAAUCCGACCUGUGUCAACGGAGAGGUGCUGCAACAGCCUGAGCGUUUGAAGAAUGGCGAUGUCAUAACCAUUGUUGAUCGUUCUUUCAGGUUUGAGUAUCCGCCGGCACCCACGCCGAAGAAAUCUAUCAAAGGAUGCAAAGGUACAACCCCAGACCAUCAUCUUAAAGAUGGAACUAACCACAACAUCCAGCGAUCACUGGAGCAAACCAAGGGGGAAGACCCCACGGAGGACGCUGACACGCAGCAAAGCAAGACAGUGUCUCCUUUUAACGAGCUCUAUCAAAUGAUCAGAGAAUCUCUAGGUGUUAAGACGACCCCUUACAAAUCUGCUGGUGUCAGAAUCCAGACUCCAUUGAGGAAAAGUAAUGUUUCCACUAAAGGCACACCAAAAGUGGCAGAGGCCACAGUCUCUCGUGCUGAAGCAGAGAGUGAAAACACAAGUAACGCUAUCCCGACAUCCGACCUGAAGCGUCGGACUUCUGAUGUGAAGACUCCUGCUAAAAAUGCAGCAAAUAUCAAACCUGAAGCGAGCUCUCCACAGACACGGCAGCGUGUUACUCCUCAGACGUUGAAUGUCAGCGAUGUUGCUGAGCGCGUUUGUACUCCGACACCCAAGUCGCCGAUGAGACGCAGGAGCAAGGAGGCCACACCGCCCAAGCAACAUGACAAAGUCAUGUCCAGUCCGCAAAAUACAAAGUCGCCGGGAGUCAUUGGGAAAGGGGUUCCUAAAAAACGCAAAAGUGAAGAACUUGACUCGCCGGCAUCACAGACGAAGAAGAAACGGGUUUCUUUUGGAGGUUACCUGGUUCCUGAGCUGUUUGACAAAAAAAUGCCCCCUGACUCUCCCCUACGCAAAGGCGAGAAUCCACGAAGGAGCCUCUGCCUCAGUAGACCUAAACAAUCACUGCUGAGACGAGCAUCAAUCAUUGGCCUGCUAAAUGUGGCUGAAAGUCCAACAAAAAAGAGCUCUGGAUCUCCAAAGGUUUCUCAGAAGAAAUCUACUAAAGGAAGCUCCCCAUCUCCAGGAAAGAAGAGUCCAAAAUCCAGGACACCUCCUCAUAAGUCUCCAAAAUCUACACCGGCGAAGUCGCCAAGUCCCAGCACACCGUCCGCGUCAAGAUGCUCUUCGGAAAUGACAUUACCAUGGACACCGUUGCCCAAGUCAGCCAAAUCUACACCAACCUCCUCCCAGCGGGCAUCUCCUGCUAUAAAGUCACUAAAACCCAAUAUGCUGUCUGCCAUUGUGACAAUGUUGGGGGAUAAAACUCCCAAAUCGAGAUCUUCCCCAACAUUUUCAGAAAAGACAUCGAAGACGCCUUCGACUAAAUCUCCUAAAUCUACACCAGUCUCACCAAAGUUGUUGUCUCUUACUCCAAAACUCAACACACAGUCUGUUGAAGCUUCAUUGUUAGUUGAAAAAUCACCAAAAUGGAGAUCUUCCUACCCGGCUUCGUCUGAAGCAACGUCAAAACUCAGCACACCGAGGAGACGAUCUUCCUCCAGCAAGAAAUUAGAAACUCCUUUGACUGUUGGCCCAUCUUGCAAGGAAACACCGACCAGCACAAAGAGGGCAUCCCCCAGGCCGAGCACUCAGGGAAUGGGCAACAAAACACCAGUGACAACGCCCCUCGGCUCCCAAAUGAACGUUUCGUCCGCACAAGGACGCUUUUCCAUCUCUCGCAUCGAAACUCCUUCACCGAUGGCCGAAGUUGCCACCGUGGAUCCAGCGCAGUCAGCCACGGUGACACCCAAAAUCCCUCUGAGAAGGAAAAGCAUGAAGAGUUCUGCACGCAAGACUUCUUUGGCAAAGAGUGCUAUUAGAGUCAUGAUCAGAAGAAGUGGCAUUUCACGGGCAUCUAUGAAAGCAAUAACUUCUUGGGCGGACACCGUCAAAUUCGGGCAGGUUAAAGUCCAACCGCCUUUCCCAGCCAAAAAGAUCGUAAAAAGUAAUUUAGCAACUACGAGGGUUGUGAAGAAGAUGGUGUCCAGACCACAGACCCCUCGAAGAAAGCAGCUGGCCCACGCGAGCACCGGACAUGCAGAGUCACCUGUUACGAUCGUUAUCGGACGAGCUUUCAAGCAGAAAGUUACGCCCCCAACCGGUGCUGCACCAAAAGUCACCUGCAACACACUCAUCUCAAAGGAAAACAUGAAAAUGGACGAGGAUUUAUCUGGAAUCACUGAAAUGUUUAAAACGCCUGUCAAAGAAGCAGAGAGGAGAUCGGAAGCCAACAAGAGCACCACAAAGGGACCAUUGCUAGUUAAUGAACCGUCUGUGCUCGAGCCUUCUGUGCUGAACACUCCCGAGGAGCCGGGUGAAAUGGUCGUAUCCCCACUCACUCUUGCGUCGACCAGAAAAGCAGGCCGAUACAAUAAAGAGGCAGUGAAGCGCCUUCUGAACUGCAGUCAAGAAUUCAGUUUCAACAGCGACCUCUCUGGUAUGCAGACCAGGAAUGAUUCUGUUGAAGAGCAGUGCACAGGAGUGAAGGCGAGCGACGUAGCAACUCCGAAGCAGAAGCCGCAACCACCAGAGUGUCUCACCGGUGUGAGGAGACUCAUGAAGACCCCAAGACAGAAGGCUGAACCUGCUGAGGAUCUGGGAGGAAAACUCUUGAAAACACCAAAACAAAAAAUUGAGCAACAGGAAUGCCUCACCGGCGUAAAGAGGAUGAUGAGGACCCCCAGACAGAAGACUGAGCCUGUUGAGGAUCUGAGAGGAAAACUUCUGAAAACUCCAAAGCAGCAGUCUGAGCAAAAGGAAUGUCUAACUGGAGUUAAAAGAAUUUUUAACACUCUGAAACAGAGUGAAUGCAUUAGAGGAGUUUCCAUUGUAGGUCAGAAUUGGAAGGAAGGAGAAGUUGCUGAUGUUUCUCUGAGUGGUAUUCCAGACCUUCUGGACACCGCAGCAAAAGAUUCGCAUAACUUACCAACACCAGCUACGGAAUCGCAAGACCUACCAGAACAGACCAAGUCAGCAACUCCUGGAGUGAGCAACUCCCCGAUAGCGAACCUUGCGGGUACCAAGCGAGUAAUGAAAACGCCUAAGCAGAAAAGCGCACCUGUUGAAGAUAUUUUUGGAAUUGAGAGGCUUAUGAAGACUCCCAAAGUGCGGAGUGAGCCAGUGGAGGAGAACUUCGGGAUCAAACAGCUCAUGAAGUCACCCAGGCUUAGGGGCCGAGCUCCCUUAGAAGAUUUUGAGGGACUUCAAGAGCUCAUGGAGGAACCCGUCGAGUUUAAAGAUCAGCCUGCAAGUUGUUACUUGGAUGAAACAAAAGGACAACCAGAAGAGAUUGUGUCAUCCGGUGUAACCCGUGACAUGCCACAAGUUGACAUCACAAAAGAGAUAACUGAGGUUUUGGCAGAAGUUCCCAAUGUUGCUUCUGAGUCAUCAGACACGGAGGAAGCAGUUUCACAGACUGUAAUUGAGGAUGCACCAAGAGUGACAGAAAUGGACAUGGCUUCUCUUGAAUCAGCCAAUACAAUGAAAUCAGUCCAAGGUGAAAGGACUAAAGUAGAGGAUGAACCGAUGGGAACAAAAUCUUCUUCAGAUCCUGUUGUCUCAGCUCCUGUCAGAGGAAGAAGGGGGAAGAAUGUAGAACGCACUGAGCCACCUGCAGAAGAAGCCGUGGCUGCCCCUAAAACGAAAAGAGGAAAAUAUGCCAGGAAGGUUGAGACAGUCCAACAGACUUUGCCAGAGCCUGAGAUUGAACAGAGUCUCCCAGUGGAUAAUGAACCUGCAAUGAACAACAGUGUUGGAUCUUUGGAAAAAGAGGCUGUGAAACCGAGAAGAGGAAGAUACGCCAAAAAGGUUGAGACAGUCCAACAGGUUGCCCCUGCAACGUUCCCAGAGCCUGAGAUUGAGCACAGUCUCCCAGUUGAUAUUGAACCCGCAACGAACAACAGUGUUGGACCUUUGGAAAAAGAGGCUGUGAAACCGAGAAGAGGAAGAUACGCCAAAAAGGUUGAGACAGUCCAACAGGUUGCCCCUGCAACGUUCCCAGAGCCUGAGAUUGAGCACAGUCUCCCAGUUGAUAUUGAACCUGCAAUGAACAACAGUGUCAAACCUCUGGGAAAAGAGGCUGUGAAACCUAGAAGAGGACGAUCUGCCAAAAAGGCCUCGGAACAAAUUGAAAAGGUCCCUGAAGCUGCUGCUGAAGCUUUGUCGGAGCCUGACAGUGAGCCAAGUCCCUCUGAGAAUAUUGAACAUCUAAUGAGUGACAGUAGCACACCUUUGGAGAAAGUGGCCGCGAGGCCCAAAAGAUGUGCCAAAAAUGCCUCAGAACCAAUAGAAACAACGGCUUUAGCUGCGACUGAAACUUUGCCAGAACCGAAGAGUGAGCAGACUCUCGCAGUUGAUAGUGAACCUGUAAUAGAUCAAAGUGUUGCACCUUUGGAAAGCGAGUCUGUUAAGCCAAAAAGAGGAAGAUAUCCCAAAAAGGUCUUGGAACAAACUGAAACAAUCCCUGUGGCUCCCACUGAAAUUUUGCCGGAGCCUGAUAUUGAGCCUCCAGUGAAUGAAAAUAUGGCACCUUUGGAAGAGGCUGUGAAACCCAAACGAGGAAGAAAACCCAAACACUUUUCUCAGUCGAAAGAAGCUCAGAUUUCCUCCUGCAGUGAUGUUUCCCAAGAUAACACUGCACAAGUUUUAGAGAGCGGUGGUGACCACGAGGAGCUGAUGCCAAGUGAAGACCAGGAAAAUAAAUCCUCAGAUCCUGCUAAGGGUUUGCUAGAAGUCAAGACUGCAACAGAGAAAGACCUCGUUGUCGUUCAGAAGCCUGUUCGAGGCAGACGUGGCAAACUUGUAGAAGAUACAGUUGAGGAAGAGAAGCAGGACGCAGCUUUUGAAGAACCUCACGUCUCAGCUCCAGUCAGGGCCAGAAGAGGGAAGAGAACCGAAGCAACCGCACCACCCGCAAUUAGACAAAGUACCAGAAAUAGAAACGCAAAGACAAAGGAAGGUGCUUCUGAUGCUCAGUCUGCAACGGUGCCAGAGAAAGAUUCAGAGUUAAAUUUGGUGACCGAAACUUCAGAAACUUACACUAGGCAAGAUGAUGUCAAAAAAUCUGAUGAGGACUUAGUCAAGAAGCCUGGUCGGGGCAGAAGAGCUAAACAAACACCUAUUGAACCCCUUCAGCCAAAACUCGAAAAAACACCAGAGAGUGAACAGCUUUUUGUUUCUGAACAACCGCUGCUACCAGCACCAACUGAUAAAACGGGAAGAGGGAAAAACGUGAUCUCUGAGACAGUCGAGCUAGAGGAACUUGUAGAAGAUGAAGUCAUCUCUGAGGAAACCAAGCUUCAGUCCAAGCCUCUCGCCAGAACCAGGGGAAGAAACGCAAAGCACAAAAAAGAGCUAGAUAAUAGUGACAGCACCUCCACGCUAGCGCACUCUUUACUCCAGGAGAUAAAAACAUCAAGUGAUCAAACUGUUGAUGUGGAAAAUCCUGUCCAAGUGCAAGUUGAUGCACCACAGCUGUCCGAACCAGAGCACAUGAGCGAAAACACUUCCAGCAGUACAAAAACAAGGCGAGGAGUGGUAGAAAAACUGAAGCAAGAAGCAGUUGCUCCUGGAUUACCAGAGAGCCCAGAUGGUCCGAUUGAGACUCCAACAGAAAAACCCAAACGAGGAAGGCGAACAAAACAAGUGGAAGAUCGUACCGCCCCAGAAAAACCAGAGGAAACUAAUAUUGGAACAAGACGAGGGGCAGGGAAAGCAACGCAAGAAGUCGCUGUUGAAUCUGCAGAGAACAACGAUGGUCCUGUUGAGACUCCAACAGAAAAACCCAAACGAGGCAGUAGAGCGAAACAAGUUGUUACCACCUCUGAAGUCAAGGAAAAACCUGAACCUGAGCAGAAACGGCAAAGGGGAAGAGGUUUGAAAGCCAAUUUGGAAAAUGAGACCCCACAAGUGGUACCGGCCAAGAGAGCACGGCGAGGGCCAGCCCCGGCCAGUGAGGAGCCUAAAGAAGUUCCAGAGCCAGCUUCAGUCGAACCGGUCAAAAGGGGAAGACUACAAAAACUCUUAAGAUCAGUGAACUGGAACCCGGAGGUCGAAGUCCACGAGGUUCCAAAAAGAUCCACGAGAGUGGUGCGAGGCAAGAGGUCGAGCCCCAGCGAUGACGCUGAGACUCGAAGCCAGAGUGAGUCAGAGAAUGCUGAUAAAACUGAAGAGGACCUCUCAGAAAAAGCGGUGGAAUCCCAGCCUGCCAAGAGAGCCAGGCGAGGGGCGAAGGUUGCAAAUGAAGCGGAGUCCACUAGCAAGGUUGCCACCAAGGAAGCUCAGGAUACUCAGGCUCAGCCCAAAACACGAAAAGGAAGAUCAGCUAAGAAAUGAGCACCUCUGUAUAAAAGCUAAUUGGAACGCUUUUGUUGUUGUUGCCAUAAGACUUUUUAAAUUGGCUGUUUUAUGUAAUAAAAAGUCUUUUGGGUUCAUGUUUUGGAUUGGAAAGUCAGCACUAUUUUUUUUUUUUUUUUUUAACAGCAGGGAACUUUAUUUUUUACUUCUAU